Messenger RNA from Mercurialis annua (annual mercury), 1225 nucleotides. RefSeq names its product protein MRG2-like. The transcript is spliced from 10 exons. Gene Ontology annotation, cellular component: histone acetyltransferase complex; nucleus. The record is from RefSeq and is a predicted model, not a curated record. NCBI's taxonomy places the organism in Eukaryota, Viridiplantae, Streptophyta, Magnoliopsida, Malpighiales, Euphorbiaceae. Gene Ontology annotation, biological process: chromatin organization; regulation of DNA-templated transcription. Bases 143 to 1099 code for a protein of 318 amino acids.
GAUUAGAUACUGAAAUGGCAUAUUUAAAAAAGAUGAGACGCCAUUUCUGUGAUGUUUAUAACUAUGUAUAGUGUCUUAACUUUCUUUUUCAAAUAACCAAGAAAAAUUGAAUGUCCUGAGUUGUGUGUGUAACUUUCUUAAGAUGGAAAGCUCAAACUCCGAUUCGUCUGCUACUAUACCCGACAGCUCCACUUUCGAACCCGGCUCCGACUCCGACUCCGACUGCGAAACUGGAACUGAUGAGGAAAAUCUUGUUAGUCCUUAUGAAGAAGGUGAGAAGGUUCUUGCUUCUCACAGUCAAGACAUUUAUUUAGCCAAGGUGAUAAAAGUUGAAUGUCAUGCCAAGGAAUGGCAUUAUUAUGUUCAUUACCAUGGCUGGAACAAAAAUUGGGAUGAAUGGGUUGGAGAGGAUCGUCUGAUGAAACAUACUGAAGAGAAUGAACUGAAAUUCCUCAAUAGAAAGCAGUACUUGGCAAGGAAUUCAAUAGCCGGCCAUGAAUCACUUAUCAAACCCAAAAAUUCCAAGGUUGCAAGGGGUAGGAAGCGGAAAAAUAACUCUCUCAGUAAGGAAAAAUGUGUUCUACCCUUGGAAAAAAAUGCGAAUCUCCAAAUUCCACCAAUGCUAAAGAAGCAACUUGUUGAUGAUUGUGAAUUUAUCACUCAUCUGGGAAAGCUUGUUAAACUUCCUCGUACCCCUAAUGUGGAUGACGUCAUGAAGAAGUAUCUUGAUUACAGGUUAAAGAAAGAUGGCUUAAUCUCUGAAGCGGUUGGAGAAAUUACAAAAGGUUUAUCUUGUUACUUCAACACGGCAUUGCCAGUGAUGCUUUUGUACAAAUGUGAACGUGCACAAUAUGCUGAUGUCAUUAAAGAUGACGCCUCUCCCUCAUCAGUAUAUGGUGCUGAGCAUCUAUUACGCUUGUUUGUGAAGUUACCAGAGUUGUUAGUCUCUGCAAACAUUGAAGACGCGACAGUGAUGGAGUUGCAGCAACAAUUAGUUAACUUUCUCAAGUUUCUACAGAAAAAUCAGAGUGUUUUUUUCCUCUCUACUUACCAUGUCCUGGAAGAUACUGAAACAAGCACCAAUCGGCGAGAUGAUUAGGUUGGGCGGGUAUAAGAGCUGGAGGUUUGUACAUAUUAUAUAAUAGAAUUACAGUUGUAGAUACAAGAUGAUGAAGUAAUGCGAAUCUUUUUAUUUAAUCCUAUAAAAAAAUGCGUAUUUUUUUUA